AUGGGUCUUCUCUCCUGGGUACGUCCCAACGGACGAAUUUCAUUUUUCCACGCCAAAGAUAACAACCUGGUCUUGACCAAGAAAGGGGGCAAGACGGAUGCGAAGCAGCAGACCACCUUGGUCAAUAUCUGUCGUGAUGCGACUCCUGCCACAUGCCAUCUGAACCCGAUGCUGUUCAAUGGACAUCUGCAGACAAUGUAUACCGUGCUCAAGCAUGAUAAUGUCCCCGUGUACUACAAGCGCCGAAUGUUUGAGGCUGAGAGUGCAAUGUUCAUGGGCACAUAUGCAAUUGACUUUGUGGUCAAACCGUACGAGAUGCCGCCCGAGGGAGAAUUGACUGAUCAGGCACGGAAUUAUACGCAGCCUUCAGGACUGCCGCCUCGGACGUCGUUCUAUUCAGAGGAGGAAUUUGCUAGAAUUCCUUCGGAUGAUACCAGACCAAUGCUGGUUGUUCUUCAUGGUCUGAGUGGAGGUUCUCAUGAAGUCUAUCUACGACACGUCCUUUCCCCACUGAUCGCGGAUGGCACCUGGGAAGCCUGUGUGGUCAACUCGCGAGGCUGCUCCCAGACGAAGAUCAGCACGGGUGUCUUGUACAAUGCCCGUGCUACAUGGGAUGUGCGUCAGUCUGUGAAGUGGUUGAGGAAAACUUUCCCCAAUCGGCCACUCUUCGGUAUUGGGUUCUCACUGGGUGCCAACAUUCUUGCAAACUAUCUGGGAGAAGAAGGAGAUGGCUGUGAGCUCAAAGCAGCAGUCCUUUGCGCUAGUCCUUGGAACUUGGACGUCAGCUCGGUUAAUUUGGUGAGCUCCUGGCUCGGCAAGGAGGUUUACAGCAAGACCAUGGGAUCAAGCAUGAAGCGACUUUUUGAAGCACAUGUCGACCAAGUUUCGAAGAACCCCCGUAUUGACGUGGAGGCUAUUCGAAAGACCACUUAUCUGCACGAGUUUGAUCGGGCUAUCCAAUGUCCCACAUGGGGUUACCCCACAGAAGGCGCCUACUACCGUGAUGCUACCUCGACAGACGCCAUGCUUCGCAUCCGCAUUCCUUUCUUCACAGUCCAAGCAGAGGAUGAUCCCAUUGCAUCGCGCAACGCACUGCCAUUCCAAGAGAUGACUCAAACUCCUUAUGGUGUCAUGCUGACCACCUCGUGGGGUGGCCACUUGGGCUGGUUUGAACUCGGUGGCGAGCGUUGGUUUGUUAAACCGGUGACGAGCUUCCUGAACACAAUGGCUAAAGAGAUCGACAUGGAUAUCCCUGGUGUAGUUGAGGACCCUCAAAGGCUUCCGGGGCGCAUUGCCAGCCACUUUGGGCCGGAAAAAGACGAUGACACGUCGCCAAAACCCGAAUUUCUCCCAGUCCAUCGCAAGUUGGACAUGAAGCUGCCAAUGUAA
Messenger RNA from Penicillium oxalicum, 1389 nucleotides. RefSeq names its product putative hydrolase, alpha/beta fold family. Gene Ontology annotation, biological process: medium-chain fatty acid catabolic process; medium-chain fatty acid biosynthetic process. The transcript has 6 exons. NCBI's taxonomy places the organism in Eukaryota, Fungi, Ascomycota, Eurotiomycetes, Eurotiales, Aspergillaceae. The coding region runs from base 1 to 1389 and encodes 462 amino acids. The record is from RefSeq and is a predicted model, not a curated record. Gene Ontology annotation, molecular function: acetylesterase activity; monoacylglycerol lipase activity.